AUGGCUCCAGUUACCUCCGGCGACAACCAAUCGAAACAGAGAAUCCCUCGAGAUACAGUCAGGAAAUCUCUCAUCUCUUUGAUUAAAUGGAAAAGGAAGCAAGUCUCCGAUCAGAAAGAGCCGAUUUCCGGCGACGUUGAUGAUUUCAUCUACCUUCUCUUAACUCUCAAGAAAAUCCCAAACAAAGACUUCACCAAAAGCCCUAACAAAAUACCCAUUCCCCACUCUCUACAAACUUCGCCGGAAUUCUCCCGCAGUUGUCUCAUAAUCGACGACCGGCCGAAACCCAACUCCCAGAAACUAACCGUCGAAUUCGCCGACAAAAAAAUCAAAUCUUUAGGCAUACCCAUCUCGAAAAUCCUCAAACUCUCCAAGCUCAAAUCAGAUUACAGAUCCUUUGAAUCAAAAAUGGAACUAUUAAACUCAUUCGAUAUCUUCUUGGCGGACCGGCGAGUAAUCGACAUGCUGCCGGGGAUAUUGGGCAAAGUGUUCUACAAGAACAAGAGAAAGAUUCCGGUGCCGGUGGAAUUAAAGCGAGAUGGCGAUUGGAAAGAGGAGAUUGAAAUGGGGUUUUGUUGUUCUUUGUUGUGGUUAAGUAAAGGGACUUGUAGUGUGGUGAAAGUUGGUAAAUUUGAAGGAAUGGAGGUGGAGGAGAUUGUUGAUAAUGUGGUGGCUGCCGUCGGUGGAGUGGUGGAGGUGGUGCCUAAGAAAUGGGUGGGGGUGAAAUCGUUUCAUUUGAAGUUUUUUGAUUCAUUAGCAUUGCCGAUUUAUCAAAGAAAGGAGGAUCUUAUUCGUCAGAAUGGGAUUACAAAAGUGUUUUAGCCGGUUUCCGGCAUCUCUGGCAGCUCCGGUCGCUUUCAUCGGUGAGUCUUCGGCCAAUGUGAUUUUUCCAAUGAGUUCUUGGCACAUCAGAACACACAUACUCCAGUGAGUUUGUUCUUCAACAAUCAACAUACACUUAUGAACAGAUCCAUACAUACAUACACACACUCGAAUGUGUGUUUGUGAGCGGAUAUGGAAAUCAUGUGUGUGUACGCAAGAAGCCAAGAACAAACCAAGAUUCUGAUGAAUCAACAACAUACACACAUCUGGAAAUCGUGAAGAUGUGUGUGUGUACAUCUCUAAAAAAUCGUGAAUAUGUGUGUAUGUGUUUGUGCGCAGAUGUGAAUCGUGUUCAUCCUUAGUAAAUCUGAAAAACCUAAACUAUGUUACCC
Lactuca virosa is the source of this 1214-nucleotide messenger RNA. NCBI's taxonomy places the organism in Eukaryota, Viridiplantae, Streptophyta, Magnoliopsida, Asterales, Asteraceae. The record is from the annotation of a GenBank genome assembly.